AUGACCGAUGCAAAUAUCGAUCUCCUAUGUUAUUGGAAUGGUAGAAUGGCUACUGGUUUACACGGUUUAGCCUAUGAAGGCGCCACUCCAAAAGCAAUUAAGGUGAGUUCUCGGAUAAAAUACUCUGAAUUGGUGCAUAAGAUAUAUGCUAUCACUGGCGAUGAAAAGGAACAAGUUCACAUAAAAAUCAUUUGUAGAUAUCCAAGUUCAAAUAAAGAGUAUAUUGCUUUGCUUGUUAAAGACAAUGAUACCUUGAAUAUUGUAUUAGAUGCCACGAAACAACCAGGAGUUUAUUGUUUGGAAAUCUAUUUGGAAAUAGAUAGGCCAGACAUGGAUAUACGAGGUCGUCAAAAAACUUUUAGUCAAGCAUCUACUCAGGUACUCAUCGAGGAAAAUUGUAAUGUCAUGGAGGGAACAAUAAAUCAUGGCCAACGUAAAAGAGAGGUAUUCUUAUCUCAAAGGAGUAUUCAAAGUUUGGAAAUGGAUUCAAUUGAAGAUCGUAAUGAACAUGAAGAUCUUGCACUUGAUGAUGGCUUACCCGAAGUCAAUUGCACAUCUACAGUUGAAGAAAUUGUUGCAGCUGAAGCAGAAUACUUGUUUAUUAAUGGUACGGAAAUAAAUAAUUAUCUGUUAGAGUCUGAUGAUGAGAUAGAGGUGGAAGAAAAUGAACCCCUUGAUUUGUCAGCUGAAGAGGCACCAACUCCACAUUUCACUAAUAUUGAAGGGAUGAACAAUGCUAAAAUAGAUGCAACAAUUUCCAAUGGUCAUCUUGCUGCCCCAACAGAUGAUGAUGAAUUAUAUGUUGGCCGAAGGCUAUGUCAAGAGGAUAAAGAGUUGCUGGUGUUUUAG
Oldenlandia corymbosa var. corymbosa is the source of this 849-nucleotide messenger RNA. Lineage: Eukaryota; Viridiplantae; Streptophyta; Magnoliopsida; Gentianales; Rubiaceae. The record is from the annotation of a GenBank genome assembly.